This is a messenger RNA of Bufo bufo (common toad), 2667 nucleotides long. RefSeq names its product cytochrome P450 2W1-like. Gene Ontology annotation, biological process: xenobiotic metabolic process. Gene Ontology annotation, cellular component: cytoplasm; intracellular membrane-bounded organelle. The record is from RefSeq and is a predicted model, not a curated record. Gene Ontology annotation, molecular function: heme binding; oxidoreductase activity, acting on paired donors, with incorporation or reduction of molecular oxygen, reduced flavin or flavoprotein as one donor, and incorporation of one atom of oxygen; iron ion binding. Bases 825 to 2321 code for a protein of 498 amino acids. Lineage: Eukaryota; Metazoa; Chordata; Amphibia; Anura; Bufonidae. The transcript has 9 exons.
GGUGGAGGAGCGCUGUGGUAGAGGAUUCAGCGGGAUUACGGAGGUGUGGAGGUAUGUCUCACCGAAUCAGCUCUUGAUUCCGCGGGUGGCAGAGUCGCGAUGGCCUGCUGGGCCGGGCAGAAAGGUGCGACGUCUGGAUUGCGGCUUGCAGGGGUCACGUCCUGAGCCGCUCCCGCUGCAAAGCAGCGCUGUAUGCCGCCUUGUUCCGCCAAAGUCCCAGCUAAGCGAGUCCCAGCAAGGGACCCUUUUCUUGUCCUCACCAUUGGUGCCCUCAGAGGACUCUGGAGAGGGCCGGCAUGGUUAGUCUCAGUCUCGUGGCGGGAGUUCCUGUGUGAUGCGUGCUCACUCCACCAUGAGCCCUUACACUGAAGGGUAAUUUCUCAGGAGCAGUUGGGCCACAUAGCAGCUGCUCUAACCAAUACCCUGGCAGUUAGGCUGCCUGAUAUUAAGGGUCCAAGUGCUCAGUCCUUUCUGGGGGACGGUUGUAUGUCAUCAUCUUAGAGACACUAAUAGCCUAUGGCAUUUUUCUGGUGUAGUAUAAACUACAAAUAGAGAUGUGGAAAUUAUGUCUGGGUAAAAGUGAAAAGUAAUAAACAGUGAUAAAUGAGUCAUUGCAGCCCGUUCAGGAGGAGUUACUCAUUGACUUGUGUAUACUGUAAAACAUCAUACGGUAAUAAUAUAUAUAUAAAGUGUCAUGAUUUUUUUUAUAAUUCAUCACAUUUCUUUAUAACUGAAUCUCCUCCUUCUUCUUCAUCUCUAUAUAAAGUCACAAAACAUAUUGCUUCCAAGACCAGUAUCGACCUCGGGGAGACUCAAGACCAAAAAUGGCUAAUUUGUUCACUUUCAUAACAGAGUCUUUAUCCAUAAGUCUGGCACUGAGUAUAUUGCUAAUAGUAAUUUUCUCGGUGCACUUUCUUACUAGAAGUAAGAAGUCACCAUAUAAUUUACCUCCAGGUCCAGCACCACUACCUCUUAUAGGAAACCUGCACUUAUUGGACAUCAGACGACAGGACCUCUCUCUGAUGAAGCUUUCAGAAAAAUAUGGUCCAAUAUUCACCAUUCAUCUGGGCAUGAAAAAGGCUGUAGUACUGACUGGGCUGGAAACAAUAAAGGAAGCCCUGGUGGAGGGAGCUGACAUGUUCUCAGACAGAGCUGCUCUCCCUAUAUUUCAUGCCAUCCAAAAAGGAAAUGGUGUGUUUUUUGCAUCUGGAGAAAUGUGGAGGACAUCAAGACGCUUUACAAUGUCCAGUAUGAGGAACCUGGGCAUGGGCAAGAAGCACAUAGAAGAUAAAAUCAUUGAAGAACUGCAGUAUCUAACAGACAAGGUUGACUCUUAUUCUGGUCAGCGGUUUAAACUUAGAGAAUUUUCAUGUGGCCCAACAAAUAUUACCUUUGCCAUGUUAUUUGGCAACAGGUAUGAUUACAGUGAUCCCAUCUACGUGCACUUGCUGGAUCUGAUUGAUGAUAUUGUUAUUUUGCUUGGCUCACCCUACAUACAGCUGUUUAACCUGUACCCAAUGCUUGGGGUAUUUAUGAAGACCCACAAAAUCUUACUGGAAAAGAUUGACAAGAUUUGCGCAGUGUUAAAAACGGACAUUCAGGCCAAAAGAAGAAAAAUGGAUGUCAACUGCCUAAACACAUUCAUUGAAACUAUAGUUGCCAAACAAGAAGAGGAAAGGACAAAUAAAGACACUCUGUUUCAUGACGCUAACGUGCUAGCUACAGUACUAGAUUUGGUUAUGGCCGGGACAGAGACCACCUCUACUACACUGCAGUGGGGGAUUCUGCUGAUGAUGAAAUAUCCUGAAGUGCAGAAAAAAGUUAAAAAAGAAAUUAAUUUGGUUCUCGAAUCUGGACGUCUACCAAGAUUUGAAGACAGAAAUGCAAUGCCGUAUACCAACGCUGUGGUACAUGAAGUUCAGAGAUUUGCCAACCUCAUUCCACAUAUUCCACAUGCCACAUCUAGAGACACGUAUUUCAAAGGUUAUCAUAUCCCAAAGGGAACAACUGUGAUCCCGCUGCUUACAUCCGUGCUGUACGACAAACGUCACUGGGAGACGCCAUUCCAGUUUAAUCCUGACCACUUCUUGGAUGCUGAGGGGAAAUUUGUAAAGAAAGCAGCUUUUGUGCCCUUCUCCACAGGGCGAAGACUUUGCUUGGGAGAAAGUCUUGCGAAGACGGAGCUGUUCAUAUUUUUCACAGGACUGCUUCAAAAGUUCACGUUUAGCCCUCCACCUGGUAUGGAGUUAGACCUCGAUGCCGACCCGUGUUUUACUCUAAGGCCGCAGCCUCACCUGGAGUGUUGUGCUGAGGUGAAAUAAUUAGUCUACAGGAGGACUGCACUUUGGGGGUCAUUUAUCAAACUGGUGUAAAGUAGAACUGGCUUAGUGGUCAAUAGCAACCAAUCAGAUUCCACCUUUCAUUUUGGACAGCUCCUUUGAAAAAUGAAAGGUGGAAGCUGAUUGGUUGCUAUGGGCAACUAAGCCAGUUCUACUUUACACCAGUUUGAUAAAUGACCCUGUUUAUCUCUGGAUUUAUUAGCGGUUGGGAUCGGAUCUCUUACACCCCAAGAACAAGCCAUAUGACAAAUAAUCCCUGUUACAGUAUCUCAACAUUUUACUCUAAAGAAAAAUCCUAUUCUCACCUCCUGUAAAAGCUGGAACCUCU